AUGCAUCUUUUCCACCAGAAUAGCAGCAUCAGGACAGGAUCAAUCUCCAUCAAGUGGGGACUCUUCAAAGGCAAGGUAUCAGAUAUGCAAUUCGACAACAAGAACAUCAUGAGCCAUCUGUUCUACAUUGAUAACCUCAACAUCUUCGGUAGAGACGAGAAGCAGCUCAUGCAGGCAAUGCACACCAUCAAGACGUUCAGUGACUACAUCUCUAAUCAGUGCGCAACUAUUAUCUUCAUAAGAGGUGUACGAGUCAACAGCUACAACAUCCAGCUGAGCGGGGGUUCAUCCGUCAACAACCUUGGGCAGGAUGAAGUGUACAAGUAUCUGGGCAUCGACAAAGGUGAGGGUAUUCAGUACAAUGAGAUGAAGAGUAAGAUCAUCAAGGAUGGACUGGAGAGUAGAAGAGAUCAGGAAGAUGGACAGGAAGAUGAGGAAAUUGUUAAUGAUGCACGACAUGCACCAUCUGCUUCCACGGUAAUGGCAUAUGACAGGUAUGUGGCAAUAUGCAGACCACUGGAGUAUCAUUCAGUAAUGACAAAUCAGAAGGUUCUUGAAUGGAUCCUUUUAUGCUGGCUGGCCCCCAUUUUUUUCAUCUCUGUUCUAAUUGUAUUAACAGCUAGACUCACUUUAUGUGGCUCUACUAUUGAAAAGUUAUAUUGUGAGAUUUGGGCAGUUGCAAAACUUUCUUGCUUUUCUACAACAGUAAAUAAUGUGUUUGGGUACACUGUUAUUCUUGUAUACAUCGGCCAUGGUGUAUUGAUAUAUUUCUCCUAUUUUCAGUUGAUACGAAACUGCAUUAAGUCAAUAGAGGGCAGGCGCAAAUUUAUACAAACAUGUGUUCCACAUUUGCUUUCACUGAUCAACGUGACUAUUGCAUUUUUGUUUGAUGUACUGUACAGUCGUUAUGGCUCAAAGAAUCUGCCACAAGGUGUGCGUAAUUUUAUGGCCCUGGAAUUCCUACUCAUACCACCCAUUUUAAAUCCUCUUAUUUAUGGAUUAAAUCUGACAACAGUACGUCAGCAAGUUAUUCGACUGUUUUUCAAGAAAAAAGUAGGAAUAUCUAAGUGA
Sinocyclocheilus anshuiensis is the source of this 1071-nucleotide messenger RNA. Its product is annotated as olfactory receptor 52E1-like. Lineage: Eukaryota; Metazoa; Chordata; Actinopteri; Cypriniformes; Cyprinidae. The transcript has 5 exons. Gene Ontology annotation, cellular component: membrane. Gene Ontology annotation, molecular function: olfactory receptor activity; odorant binding. Bases 1 to 1071 code for a protein of 356 amino acids. Gene Ontology annotation, biological process: detection of chemical stimulus involved in sensory perception of smell; G protein-coupled receptor signaling pathway. The record is from RefSeq and is a predicted model, not a curated record.